AUGGCGGUUAAUAUAAUUUUCGAUAUCAGCUGAAAUAAAUGCAAUUUUAGGCCCUUAAAGUAGCUUAAGUCAAGUGAUCUUUCUUGAGUAGCUGCAAAAAUAUCUGUACUUGGUUCUUACGAAGUUUGAAUGGCCUGCGCUGAAGAAUUCUACACGUAUCCAAGGUCGAAGAAAGUUAUGGAAGAUGAUGUGUUAACAAUAGAGGACAUUACAAAUCAUGUGACCCGCCGUGGUGCAUAUAAUGGGGUCAGGAUAAGGGAAUUUGAUGAUGGGAAUGUUAAUCCAGAACCUGUAAAAAGAGAUGAGGAUGAAGAUUCUGAUAAUUUGUGGGAAGAAUUUCUUUCGCCUAAUAAACUGAAAUCACUAACAGGGGUGAACAAYCUCAAUGAUGUUACAUUUCUGGAAAUGCAAGUCAACACUAGUGAUAACAGUCUGGGAAAUUUUGGGGGUUUACUUCCAAAUUUAACUCAGCUAAAGCUGUCAAAUAGCAUGAUUUCAACUGUAAGGGACUUGGGAACUUCCCUUUCAAAUCUCAAGACACUGUGGAUGUGUCGAUGUGGACUUUCGGAUUUGGAUGGYAUCAGUUCAAUUUCAUGUCUUGUUGAACUCUAUGUAGCAUUUAAUGACAUUAGUGAUGUAAGUCCAGUUAGUAUGCUCGAUAGCCUAGAGGUUCUUGACUUAGAAGGGAACUUGAUUGACGACCUGUCACAAGUUGAAUUCUUGACACUGUGUUCAUCACUCAAAAGUCUUAACCUGGAGGGCAAUCCUGUGUGUGUGGCACCACACCCAUCUUCUACUGCUGAGCAAAUGGCAGGAUAUGAGUAUCGUAAGGCAAUUCACCAGGCCAUACCAGGUAUUAAAGUACUGGACGAUGAGCCAUUGCUGAUAGAGAAGGUCGGAGGUAAACCAGUCCUGCGUGACAUGCCAGAGUCAGCUAAGACUGCUAAAGUACCAGAUCACUUGAAAGAAGAAUGGCAACUGAUAAAUGAUGGACUGAAAGCUAUGGAUACUGAACAGGAAAACAAUGAACAGUCCAACUCCAGGCCAUCAUCUGGUACAAGACCCAAAACUGCUKCAGCAAGGCAAAGACCAGCAUCAGCAGCAAGACAACGACCAACUUCUGCCAGGCAAAGGCCAGGAAGUGCAUUUGGACARCGUCCAGGAUCUUCUCUUGGUUCUUCUGGUAGCCAAUCAGAGUUGACUGGCAUAUUUCAGAUGGGAGAUGAUAGCAGUGAUUUAACUCAUGGGUCUGGUGAYGUGAUAUGUGGUAACAUAUCAAAGGCUCUUAAAUCAAGAAGAAAGAAUAUUGAUAAGACAGUUACCUCUCCAUUCUCCAAUGAASCACGAAUACAUGUUCCUGAGAAAAGCUACGAGGAAGAACAUGAAAACACUCCAUCAAAAAAAGAUAUAUUUGAUGAACUGAAAGAGUGGAGGCAAGAAUUUUCAGAGUUAAUCAACGACAAUCACAGACUACCUUCAACAAGUUUUGAUUCUGAAUCAAGUCAGUCAGAAAGUGAAUCCCCCUUCUCAUCACCAAGAAGAACKAAAGCUUUUGAAACAAGUCCCUCUCCACCAACUUCAAACCCAAGACCCUCACUUUCCCCCACCCCUCCCCMUCCAAGUAACUCCAAGAGGCCCUCUCCAAUGGGAAGAUCUUUGCCUAGUGCACCUUUGGUUGGACGUGAUCUUAACAGACCACAUACAUCAGGGGAAUUUCGCCUUAGAAGGUAUAGACAAGCAUCUACAGAACAGGCUGUUGAUACUMUUAGAAGUUCUGUUAAAGACAACGUCACUCUAGACAGUAAUCACAACCAAUCGACRUCAKCACUAGAUUCCAGGCUACCACAUGGUAGCUCUCCAACAGACACUGAACCCAGGUCAUCAUCUGCACCUGUAAAAGCAUUGAGACGAUAUAGAGUGUUACCAAAUACACCUGGAUCUCCUCCUGAAUCCAAAACCGAUAAAAAUCCUCAGCCUUCCACCCAAUCACCUGUCAGUCCAUUGUCACAUGGUAUACGGCCUGGCACUGCCGCCGCAGCACUUCAGAAGCGAAGACUCAGGUCUGACCAAAAAAUGUAGCUCUUUGUCAAAGAGAGAGAAGCCCUGUGGAUUCAUCAGGAUUCCUGUGAUGCGCGAAAAGAGGGAAUGUAGCUCUUUUUCAAAGAGAAGCCCUGUGGAUUCAUCAGGAUUUCUGUGAUGCGCAAAAAGAGUGAAGUCUGAGAAUGAACUGAAAAUCUUUGCCAUCUAGUCGUUUGCCUUAUAGAAAGGAAAAGAAAAAUUAAAAAGUUUCUUUUUCUCGGCAAGACGUGAAGAAAAUCUCAUUGUAAAUACGUGUAGCAUUAGAGUAAUUUUAUUUAAGUGAAAAUGAUGAAAAGGUUUAAGACAUGUAGUAAUAGUAAAGGUGUAACUGGAUUGAAUUUUUUUUUGAAAGUACUGAAACAAUAUACCUGCUAUACAUUUCAAAYAUUCUCUACAAAUAGACUUGUGUAUAUUGAACUUUCCUUUACAAAGUAGUGUAUUAAAGUUUUAAAAGAAAUAAAGUGCGUUUGAGAGG
Exaiptasia diaphana is the source of this 2554-nucleotide messenger RNA. Its product is annotated as leucine-rich repeat-containing protein 56. Gene Ontology annotation, molecular function: protein binding. The transcript is spliced from 14 exons. The coding region runs from base 130 to 2079 and encodes 649 amino acids. Lineage: Eukaryota; Metazoa; Cnidaria; Anthozoa; Actiniaria; Aiptasiidae. The record is from RefSeq and is a predicted model, not a curated record.